UAUUUCCAUCAUUGUGCUGUUGAACUGAAAUUUUGGGAAUCGAAUUGUGGCGGGAAUGGAAGGAAGUGAGAGCGAGGCCGUUUUUGAAUCGGUGAUGAAUCUGAAUCCACAACUCUUCUUCAACGAAGUUCUCAACACCGUUGACGAUUUCUUCAUCGAUACUUUCGAUUUCUACUUCCAGGAAGCAUCCACCAAGCUCAAUGCUGAAGCUACUCAAAGAUCCCAACAUCUCACACAGGGUGUUGAUUGCAUUCGACAAAAGGUUCAAUCUGUUUUGGAUCAAAAGCUCACUGUUUGGGAAAAAUACUGUCUUUAUCACUGUUUUUCUCUUCCCCAAGGCUUUCAAUUACCAAACACUCUCAAUGGUGAAAGAAGUGCGAAUGACAUUAAUCCUGGUUCUACUUCCGAUCUAGAACUAGAUGCUCAGUUAGAAUCAUUGAGGAAAAAACUAGCUGAGGUGGGGAAAGAGUCUGAAAUGCUGAAUCAAGAAAUUCAUGCAUUAGAGAGUCAGUCUUCUCACAAUGCUCGGUAUAUCAACGAGGCAGUACAAUUAUUUGAGCAAAACUCUUACACUGAGUUGUUUCAGGAGAUUAUGACAACCGCCUCAGAACUUCAACUCAAGAUAGGAAAGCUAACCACCAACAAGAUUGAAGGGACCGGAAAAAUGAAAGCAAAAAGGAUUGACAACAAUAAAAUGGACAUUUCUGCUAUAUAUGCUUCUAAAGGCCUCUCUAAUACAAAAUUUGAAGAUCUUCAAGAAUUUGUAACUCUUAUGAAGAGUACUUGAGCUUGUAUAUAUUUUUCAUCAUACUGGACUUACGCUUGUUGUACCUGUGUUUAUUCGUAGUCUAUUAGUUAGAAUUUCCUUCUCAUGCUGAAAUUAGUGGAUUUAAAUUAUUCUGUCUUCUCAAUUUAAUUGGGUGAAGGCAGAAGCUAGAGGUUUGUAAGUGACAGGUACCAAAGUAAAAUACAUUACAGGUCGCAGGGAGAUACUUCUGCUUUUUAUUUAUUAACUUUAAUUUCAUUGUUAGCUGAGUUUAUUAGGUUGUGAUAAAGCUCUGGAUUGUAAAUCUUUGAUGAGAUUUCUGCCCAAAAGGUGAAUAUGUAAAGGGAAAGUAAAAAAAAAAAACAUUAUCACAUGUUAA
Messenger RNA from Medicago truncatula (barrel medic), 1145 nucleotides. RefSeq names its product protein MIS12 homolog. Lineage: Eukaryota; Viridiplantae; Streptophyta; Magnoliopsida; Fabales; Fabaceae. The record is from RefSeq and is a predicted model, not a curated record. Bases 56 to 787 code for a protein of 243 amino acids. Gene Ontology annotation, cellular component: MIS12/MIND type complex; chromosome, centromeric region; nucleus. Gene Ontology annotation, biological process: mitotic cell cycle; mitotic sister chromatid segregation; kinetochore assembly. The transcript is spliced from 7 exons.